AUCACUGAGACCCCUAGUGGAAAACAGCUAAUUCUUUCUAAGCCGCCCAAAGCGGGGUUGCGCCCUGGCCUCCAGGGCCGAGGUGGGCCUGCUCACUGGAAGAUCGCACCGCAGCCAUGAGCAGUAAGGAUUUCUUCGCUUGUGGACACUCUGGCCAUUGGGCUCGGGGAUGCCCUAGAGGAGGAGCUGGAGGGCGAGGAGGUGGAGGCCAUGGCAGAGGUUCUCAAUGUGGUUCCACCACCCUAUCUUACACCUGUUACUGCUGUGGUGAGUCCAGUCGUCAUGCUAAGAACUGUGUCCUUCUCGGAAACAUCUGCUACAACUGUGGGAGAAGCGGCCACAUCGCCAAAGACUGUAAGGAACCUAAACGAGAGAGACACCAACACUGUUAUACCUGCGGCAGACUAGGACAUCUGGCUCGUGACUGUGAUCGUCAGAAAGAGCAGAAAUGCUACUCUUGCGGCAAACUUGGGCACAUUCAGAAAGACUGCGCCCAGGUCAAGUGUUACCGAUGCGGCGAGAUUGGCCACGUGGCCAUUAAUUGCAGCAAGGCGAGCCAGGUCAACUGCUACCGCUGCGGCAAAUCCGGACAUCUAGCCAGGGAAUGUCCCAGUGAGGUUACCGCUUAAAUCUCCGCGCCCUCCCCCACCCCGCCUCCUUUUGCUGAUUGAUAAUUGUAUUAUUUUCUCUGAAACCUUCACUCACCGAAAGGUUGAUAGAUUGAGGCUACUCUCAGGCAAGUGAACUUUAAUUACCAUGUUAAAGGAGGAAAGAGCUAGAAAAAAAAAAACUCAAAAAAAGUUAAUCGUUGGUAGAUGCCCCCACAAUUAAUGUGUUGCUUCUGCCCCACGGGCAAAUCUAGUUAUUAAAUAGUCAUUCUGAGCACCAAUCA
Molecule: messenger RNA, 892 nt
Organism: Pongo pygmaeus (Bornean orangutan)
Lineage: Eukaryota; Metazoa; Chordata; Mammalia; Primates; Hominidae
Gene: ZCCHC13
Product: zinc finger CCHC-type containing 13
Exons: 1
Coding region: 117-629 (170 amino acids)
Molecular function (GO): zinc ion binding; nucleic acid binding
Source: RefSeq, a predicted model, not a curated record